AUGAGGCGGCGCCGCCGGGCCGGGCCGGGCUCCGGCGUUCAAGUGGGGGCCCUCGCCGGGCCGGGCCGGGGUGCGGGCAGCUCUGCCUCCACCCGCCAGCCUGUGCGCGGCUGCCUUGGGCCGGUGGCUCCCGGCUGGAAAAUCCGCCGGCGGAUCCGUGCCCCCCACCCCCGGCCCCGGGGCAGGUGCAAGGUGCAGGCCGGGGCCGGUGCAGCUGCUGACGGUGCUUGUGCCUUUGCAGACGCGGGGGACCCGGACAAGGAGAGCCCCGGCUGUAAAAGGCGACGGACCCGCACGAAUUUCACGGGCUGGCAGCUGGAGGAGCUGGAAAAGGCCUUUAACGAGAGUCACUACCCGGACGUGUUCAUGCGGGAGGCGCUGGCCCUGCGGCUGGACCUGGUGGAGUCGCGAGUGCAGGAAUGUAUAGCCAAGGCAAAUACUCUGCACUCUGUACCACUGCACUCGCUUCUCUUUGAUUGAUAUGGGGAGACAACUUUGUCUGCUUUUCAUAUAUAUAGCAUAGCCUCUCAGUCCCUGCAGGAACAGGUGAGCCCCAGAAUAAGCGUGUGUGGAUGGACAAUGAGAAAAUUAGCAUUACGCCUUUCCUAAUACAUUCAGGGACCCAGCAAACACAAUGCAGGGGUGGAUGCAGCUCCAUGAACAAACAAGGCUGGAAGACACUACAGCUCUAGCCUGGUACUCAAGGCAGGAUCACCUCUGUCUAAACCAUGCUAGACAAAGUUUCAUCUAAAAUACCCUUUAGAUGAUUCUCCAGAGAUGGAGAAUUUCGUCUACCACCUCUCCAGGGGAUCUGUGCCAAAGCUUAACCACAGAGGUAGGAAGAUCUUCCUAGUACCCACCCAAAGUCUCCCAGCUUGCAACUGAAGCUCACUGCUUCUUGUUCUGUCCCUGAAGGAUAUAGAGCACCCUUGUUCGCCCUGAUUUUCAUAACAACGUCUUUCAUAGCUCCUUUGAAAAUGUAGUGACAUAUUGACCCAUUUCAUAUCACAGUAGAAUAUGUUGAAUAAAACUAAAUAUAUCUUAAAUAUAAUGAAUAUAUUUAAGGGAUAUAAUUAAAUAUUCUACCUACACUCAACCUAUUUAAACAUCCAAGUUAAAUAAAUCUAGCUAUUAUAUAGGUCACACUUUAUAUUAAGGUUCCAUUUAUAAAUAGUUUAUGAAAGAUAAAUGGAUACUUUAAUAAAUUGUUAUGGAGUCAGUAACUUGCUUAUAACCAUUGCAGAAACAUGCUUAAAAUGUCUUGUAUUAACUCUUUAUCAACAGUUCCUUAAUAAAG
Molecule: messenger RNA, 1297 nt
Organism: Gavialis gangeticus (Gharial)
Lineage: Eukaryota; Metazoa; Chordata; Crocodylia; Gavialidae
Gene: UNCX
Product: UNC homeobox
Exons: 3
Coding region: 1-480 (159 amino acids)
Biological process (GO): regulation of gene expression
Molecular function (GO): sequence-specific double-stranded DNA binding
Source: RefSeq, a predicted model, not a curated record